AUGGAUGCAUUGGCUAUUUACGCUAUAACUGCUGGCGGUAUACUUGGUAGUCUUUUUUUGGGCAGGGUAAUCGCCAACUGGUCAACUUCAUUUUCUGUUCUAUAUUCUCGGCAUCUGAGCCUUCCCUUUUUUGUUCGUAGGCAUCAAUUCUGGGGUCCCUGGACCCGAGUUGGCAUUCUUCUCCAUGUAUCAUAUGCUGCAAUCAAUGCCUUUCUCGUCUUUUUCCGUAAGCAAUCGUUGGCUGACGCCGGCUGUCGGGCAGGAGAACUAGCCCUGAUCAAUCUGAUUUUUCCGUUAUCUACGAUCCACCUAAGUUAUCUCGCUGAUUUACUAGGCAUUACCUGGCGUACAUGUUACAGAAUUCACCGUGCUACCGGGUGGAUGGCUAUAACACUGCUAUCAUUCCACAUUGUUGCUGCAGUUCAGAUGCGGGGAUUUAGCUUUUCGUUCCACGAAUCGGCAAACCUUUUCACAAUGCUUGGGGCUAUCUCACUGGGUAUCCUUGCUCUACUUGCGAUCCCAUGGUUUCGUCGACGGUCAUACGAGAUCUUUCUCCGAGGCCAUCAAAUCCUUACCGGGCUCUUCGUCUACGGCACCUGGCAGCAUCUUCUAGCCCAGCGACGUCCCCCCAGAAUCUACCUCUUCAUUGCAUUAAGUAUUCUUGCUCUUACGUCUUUCUUACAACUAGUAAUCUUCUUAUAUCGCAACGGGCUGCUAGCGGGCCGCGGCUGUCCUAGAGCCGUUGUGUCAUUCAGUGUGAGUGGAUCUACGGAAAAAAGUUCUGCAGUAACAGCGAUUCGGAUUCGAAUCCUCCUACCUCGAUCCGUGAAGGUGCAAGCUGGACAAUACAUCAAUCUUUGGAUGCCGUCAGUCAGUCUGCGGUCAUGGAUGCAGACACACCCGUUCACUGUCACAUCAUGGUCUAGAGAUCACCAGGAUACCAUGGAACUUCUCGUGCAGCCACGCCAUGGUUUAACCGCGGAUCUUCUUCGCUACGCUCCUACAGUUGCUGAAGGCUCGGUCUCCUUCUUAGCAUUCUUUACCGGUCCUCAUGGAAUUAGUGAGCAUGUGGACCGAUAUGAAAGCGUCUUGGUGAUUGCCAGUGGAUUUGGAAUUGCCACGGUAAUUCCAUACUUGAAAAAAAUGAUCUACGGCUAUAAUACCUGUACCUCCGAGGUUCGCCGACUGCAUUUGGUCUGGCAGGUAGAGCUGAUCAGUGAAAUUAUUGCAGCUCAGGAUCUGCUGAAUAAUCUGUUGAAGGACGACAUCAUGGGUGACGGCUAUAUACUCAACAUCUCUAUUUACGUUUCGAGCGGCCUUGAGCGGAACAAAGUACCCUUCGGCCAGCACAAACGAGUAUUUCUUUACCAAGGAAAACCAGAUUAUCGAAAUGUAAUCUCGCUUGAGGCGUCCGGAGAGCAGAUUGAGAGAUUGCCCAACAUCCGGGAUGAGCAAGGUCGAACACUGGUGAUGGUUUCCACAACCGAUAAACUUCGGGACUCUAUACGGGAGACGGUACGGGAACACCUCCAUCAGGGGUUAAAGCUUUCAGACUUGGAGUUCCAGCCCUGA
Molecule: messenger RNA, 1572 nt
Organism: Aspergillus caelatus
Lineage: Eukaryota; Fungi; Ascomycota; Eurotiomycetes; Eurotiales; Aspergillaceae
Product: ferric reductase family protein
Exons: 4
Coding region: 1-1572 (523 amino acids)
Biological process (GO): iron ion transport; intracellular iron ion homeostasis; copper ion import
Cellular component (GO): plasma membrane
Molecular function (GO): ferric-chelate reductase activity
Source: RefSeq, a predicted model, not a curated record